Tupaia belangeri chinensis (Chinese tree shrew) is the source of this 1425-nucleotide messenger RNA. It is a transcript of the gene LIF, whose product is annotated as LIF interleukin 6 family cytokine. Gene Ontology annotation, molecular function: growth factor activity; leukemia inhibitory factor receptor binding; cytokine activity. Bases 207 to 824 code for a protein of 205 amino acids. Gene Ontology annotation, biological process: positive regulation of cell population proliferation; regulation of cell differentiation; immune response. The transcript has 4 exons. Lineage: Eukaryota; Metazoa; Chordata; Mammalia; Scandentia; Tupaiidae. The record is from RefSeq and is a predicted model, not a curated record. Gene Ontology annotation, cellular component: extracellular region.
CAGAGGGGCCCCAGCCCCGAAGACAACGGUGUCCCCGAUGUCCCGCUGAAGCUCCGACAAACAUCCUCGAGACUCCAGAGGGUCGAGUGCGGGCGCAGACCACGGCUCCAGUAUAUAAAUCAGGCAAAUUCCCCAUCUGAGCAUGAACCUCUGAAAACUGCCGUCAUCCGAGGUCUCCUCCGAGGCCCUCUGGAGUCCAGCCCAUAAUGAAGGUCUUGGCGGCAGGAGUCGUGCCCCUGCUGCUGGUUCUGCACUGGAAACACGGGGCCGGGAACCCCCUUCCCAUCACCCCUGUCAACGCCACCUACGCCACCUGCGCCACACGCCACCCAUGUUACAACAACCUCAUGAGCCAGAUCAGGAGCCAACUAGGACAGCUCAACAGCAGCGCCAACGCCCUCUUCAUCCUCUACUACACGGCCCAGGGGGAGCCGUUCCCCAACAACCUGGACAAGCUGUGCGGCCCCAACGUGACAGACUUCCCGCCCUUCCACGCCAACGGCACGGAGAAGGCCAGGCUGGUGGAGCUGUACCGCAUCGUCGCGUACCUCGGCGCCUCCCUGGGCAACAUCACCCGUGACCAGAAGACCCUCAACCCCAACGCCCUCAGCCUCCACAGCAAGCUCAACGCCACGGCGGACAUCAUGCGUGGCCUGCUUAGCAACGUGCAUUGUCGCCUGUGCAGCAAGUACCACGUGGCCCACGUGGAUGUGACCUACGGCCCCGACACCACGGGCAAGGACGUCUUCCAGAAGAAGAAGCUGGGCUGUCAGCUCCUGGGGAAGUACAAGCAGGUCAUCGCCGUGCUGGCCCAGGCGUUCUAGGCAGGGUCUUGCAGUGAGCUGCCGACACGGGGACCAAGGGAGCGCAUCCCAGUGGGGGGCUCUCAGAGUGUGGCUGGGGCCCAGGGCAUCGCGAAACCCCAAUGGGGGCUGCUGGCAGACCCCGAGGGGCUCCUGGUCAGUCCGCUUCACUUCGGAGUGGACCGUCAUGAAGCUGAGCAGAGUGGAAACUUCCAUAGGCAGGGCCUAUUCCAGCGCCAGCUUGAAGAAGGCGCCUCUUUCUCUGGGAGGCUGCAACCAGGGUGUUGGGCUGGCGAGGGGAGUGAGGGCUGGACUUCUGUCCCCAUGGGUUCAUUCCCCUCCUCUCUCACUUUGUGCACAUGCUAUCUCCAGCAGCCCCAAACACAGAGUGAGGGAGUUGCCCCGCCCCCUGUGGAAUGACCACCAUGCGUGCCUUUACUGCCCCUGAGGUGGACUUCAGAAGGCUUAGGUGGGACAUGGAUGGACUAGAGGAGCUGGGAUCCUUGUCCCGUCCAAGUUUAGUGAAAGGUAAAGGAGUGGAGACUGGGGAGGGAUGCUGUCUUUUCUUGGGCAUGUUCAGAGAGCUCAGGCCUAGGGACUGUCAGGUGGAAUGUUCUAGAAG